AUGUCAGACUCACCAACAACUCUAGAUGCGCUCAAGAAAGUACCCCUUGAUAAUCCUCGAUUACAGAUCCCUCGUCCCGCGUUUCAACGCGAGACUACCUCUACUCCCUCAGAAUGGCAAGCUUACACACCGAAGACUUCGCAUGGGUUCAUAGCCAUGCAUACCUCCACACCCGAGGACAUGCAUGAGAAUAGGAAUGCUGGAAAGCCUACAGCAGUCAAGGAUUACUUCUCAGUACCAAAACAGAAGCAUAAUCCUAUCCUUUCUCCUAACCCUGCGCCAUAUGAGCCGCAUGGCUUCUUGCCACUUUGUUCGGUUGCGGCCGUUGAAGUCGACGCGACCGAUUACUUUGGGCUCUCAGAAAGGACUAUUAAAAGUGACACCGGAGGUGCAAGCUGCGCUGCUCCGGAUAUGGCCAAGGAUGCCGAUUGUGACGGUGCUCCGCAGCCCGAUGGUCAUGUGCACACGAGCCGGCGCUCGCUGGCCGAGGUUGCGCGUCCACCAGCAGAGUAUAGCGAGCGCGAUGUCGCGCCUAAGCCAGAAGAAGAACAAGGUACCCAAAAGGAAACUGAGGUCGAAUUGCGCUGUGGCAGUGGCGAAGAGCUCAGCGACGAAGACAAAGAGACGGUCGAUCGUUCACCUGCAGGCGACAUGCCCGACCCGAGACACCAUCGACUAACAGUCGAAGCUAAUCCACCGCUCGCUUCAUCGCCCAUCGACAAAGCCCAAAAAGAUCAUACCGAAGAACGGAACCCUAUUUCGGCGCUCAAUAGAGCGCUCGACAGGAUGUUACGAGAAGUCGCAACCGUUUGUAACAUGGCAUUAGACAUGCACGUGGCUAGUAACGCUCCUCCCAGCACAGAACCCACGCUCGACAACACAGCGGACCGUGACGACGCCGAAACGACACCACAGUCGCCAACAGAUGGAUCUGAGGCUUCUGAGAGCGCUCAUGCGGCAUGA
Messenger RNA from Alternaria arbusti, 963 nucleotides. RefSeq lists its product as uncharacterized. The coding region runs from base 1 to 963 and encodes 320 amino acids. The transcript has a single exon. The record is from RefSeq and is a predicted model, not a curated record. NCBI's taxonomy places the organism in Eukaryota, Fungi, Ascomycota, Dothideomycetes, Pleosporales, Pleosporaceae.